UUUAGUGUCAAUCCUGGUUUUGUUUAAAACCUUAAUAGCAUGUGAGACAAAUAAUUAAAUAUUUUAAUAUUUCUGUGAGAUCUCAGUAAUCUGUAAUAUCUCCCUGGGGGCAAAUGUUCAAUUAUAGAGUGCAGUGGGUGCAAAGAGUAGUUAAUAAUUUUGUAAACUUUAUCCCUUGUAGGUUGCUCAUACAUGCUAAUAAACCGCUGCUGUAAUUAAAAUGAAAUAAAGUGGGAGCUACAAGUGAUUGUAGUGUAAGCUUUAUCUUCAGAAUGAACUUAUUUGGGUUGAUGCUUCCUGUCCAUUACUUCAGUCUGUCAGAGUGACCUGAUAAUCUGAUUGGCUACAACCUGAUUUGUUAUGUGUUAUCUCAGACUGUGAGGAGGGGAGUGGAGUUGGAGGCCUUGGAGGAGACGGAGUGCCAGGAGCUAAUGCAGGCAGGGGCAGACAGAUGAUCAUAUUGAUGACUCCUGGAGGCCAGGAGGAGGAGAACGGCUUCCCCUCCUCACUGACCCAUGAAAGAAGCCAUGCCGGUCCUCACAGCAGGAGCGGGGCUACACGAAACGUUGGCCCUGCUGACCUCCCAGUUGCGUCCCGAUGCCAAUCACAAAGAGGACAUGGUGUUCCUCAAGGAUGUCUUCAGUGAGAGGAGCUUGGGAUACCUCAUGAAAAUCCAUGAGAAGCUGAGACAGUAUGAGAGACAGAGUCCGACACCUGUCCUCCACAGUGCGUCUUCUCUGGCUGAGGACGUGGCAGAGGAACUGCAGAGUGGACCAAUGAGCACAGAGGAGAAGGAGCUUCUACACCUGCUGACAUCACCACAUCUCAAGGCUGUUCUCUCGGUGCAUGACACUGUAGCACAGAAGAACUUUGACCCCGUGCUGCCUCCGCUGCCGGACGACUUUGAGGACGAGCUGGAGGAGGAGUCGGUGAAGAUUGUCAGGCUGGUGAAGAACAAGGAGCCUCUGGGCGCCACCAUCAGACGUGAUGAAGCCACCGGGGCGGUGAUUGUGGCCCGCAUCAUGAGGGGAGGUGCAGCUGACCGAAGUGGUUUGGUCCAUGUAGGAGAUGAACUCAGGGAGGUUAACGGCAUCUCCAUAAUCCACAAGAGGCCAGAUGAGAUCAGUCAGCUGCUGUCCCAGUCCCAGGGCUCCAUCACUCUCAAGAUAAUCCCUGCAAUUAAAGAAGAAGAUCGACUAAAGGAGAGCAAGGUGUAUAUGAGGGCCUUGUUUGACUACAUCCCCCUGGAGGACAAGGCCACUCCCUGCCAAGAGGCGGGACUUCCCUUUAAACGGGGGGACAUCCUGCAGGUUGUGACCCAGGACGACCCCACGUGGUGGCAGGCAAAGAGGGUGGGAGACAGCAACCUGCGAGCCGGGCUCAUCCCCUCCAAGCACUUCCAGGAGAGACGGCUGGCCUACAGGAUAAAAAUGGGCACACUCCCGAACCCAAAAUCCCCUAAAAAGCCUGUCUAUGACCAAGGAUGUGAUAAAGAGGACUGUGACUGUGAGGGCUAUUUCAAUGGACAGUACAUAGCUGGCCUGCGAAGGAGCUUCCGGCUGAGUCGUAAAGACAGGCAAGGAUCCUCCGGUGAGGGCUCUGAUCCAGGUGACCCGGAUUUCCUGACCUAUGAGGAGGUGACCCGCUACCAGCAGCGGCCCAAUGAGAGGCCUCGCUUGGUGGUCCUGAUUGGUUCCCUCGGAGCCCGGAUCAAUGAGCUGAAACAGAAGGUGAUAGCAGAGAACCCACAUCGCUAUGCAGUGGCUGUCCCACAUACCACCAGGCCUAAGAAACCUCAUGAGAAGGAGGGCGUGGAGUACCACUUUGUCACCAAACAGCAAUUUGACGCCGAUGCGCUGAACAACAAGUUCAUAGAGCAUGGGGAAUACAAGGAGAACCAGUACGGCACCAGUAUAGAGGCGAUCCGCUCCGUACAGGCCAAGAACAAGAUGUGUCUGGUGGACGUGCAGCCUGAGGCCCUGAAGAGGCUGCGGACGGCAGAGUUCAAGCCCUAUGUGAUAUUCGUCAAGCCUCGGAUUCCUGAGAGCAGACGUCGCCGCAGUGCCGCCACCUCACCGGGAGGGGGAGAGCACGGGCGCAUUACAGAGGAGGAUCUCCAGGAGAUGCGUCAGUCCGCCAUCCAGAUCGAUCAGCAGUACGGACACCUGGUGGACCGGGUCCUGAUCAAGGAGGACUCGGCCAGUGCCUGUGCAGAACUGCGAGGUAUUUUGGAACGGCUAGAGCGAGAGACCUUCUGGGUGCCUGUCAGCUGGGUGCGGACCUAAGCCACCACCUCCAGACUUCCAGAGGAGCCUCAUAGCCCUGCCCCCACCCAAUCCUGCACCCUCCCCAGUCCCCUGAAGCCGAUCCCCUUCCCCCAAGGCCUGCUGGCCAGCCCGGGGAGUCCGCUGACCUCCCCCCCCCCACCUGGACGGAUGCAGGCCUAACAGGCAGCCACACACUGAGGCGCGGAGGGGAGAGGAUGAUUUAAGCGAAGCCCGGAAGAACACCUCAGUGUUUCCGGUGUUCCACCACAUCGACAGCUGUCUCAGAAUCACAGUCUUGCCAUCACCUCCUCAAACGAUUGCUUCUUUCUAAUGUCAUCUCAAAUCAGGUGUGGUUACAUUUAUUUAUCGAUUUCCAAGACAAGGACAAGGUGAUAUUUUGUAGAUUCAGACCUCGGUUUUAUUGCUCUUGCUGUCAGGAUUGGGAUCCCAGUCCUCGAGGAUUGCUCAGUCGGUCAGCUUUAACGUCACUCCUGUUGGAGUACCAUUUGUAGCUGGUUUUUAGUUUCACGGUUUUAUUCUACUUGAAGUCCAACGCCAACCAUACAGUGCUUCCUGUCAAAUCCUCCUGCUCAUACAUUCUGUACAGUAACAAGAACACACUCUGCAGAACAGGAUAUAAGGGCGUUAUAAUUAAAACCGUUUAAUCAAACUCAUCAAUAGGGUGUGUUAUCUUCCAUAAACAACAGAUAUGAUCUCCACAAACAUGGACACACUUUAUCAAGUUCAGUGUAAUUAUAUAGAAAACGGAAUGUGAGAUAGAUUUUUAUUUUCUACAAAGCGUUUUUUGUUCUUCGGGUUUGUUUUUAGGAAAUGCACGACAGCCGAUUAUUUAAUCUCUGAUGUCAAUAUUGUAAAUGUUAAUCCUUGUGUGCCAACGAAAAAAUCUCGUAGCACUUCAAUGCAACCUGUUUACCUUUGAUCCCCCUGGAACCCUCAGCUGUUUGUGUGUAAAA
Messenger RNA from Myripristis murdjan (pinecone soldierfish), 3241 nucleotides. It is a transcript of the gene mpp3a, whose product is annotated as MAGUK p55 scaffold protein 3a. The record is from RefSeq and is a predicted model, not a curated record. Lineage: Eukaryota; Metazoa; Chordata; Actinopteri; Holocentriformes; Holocentridae. Bases 516 to 2285 code for a protein of 589 amino acids. Gene Ontology annotation, molecular function: protein binding. The transcript has 19 exons.